AUGGCUGACUCGUCACAACCCAUACCCGUUGUUGUCUGCGGCAAAGCAGAAGUUGUCGGAAAACCAGUCAUCGACGGAUUGAAGCCCGAAUACGAUGUGAUUCUCCUUUGCCUCGGUAGCCAACCAACGGCCGCUGAAUUGCCUUACAUCCUCCAAGGCCGCGCGCCCCCCACGCAAAGCAGCUACCUAGGCUCGGGCCUGUACUCCACACCCCCCGUCGCCGUAAUCAUGGGCACAAUCUGGGGCGCCUCCGACGUAACCCUAGUGCAAGAAGCAAUGCGCAGCGUCGGCGUCCCUUCCUCCAGAAAAUACCCAGUUAUCAUGCGUAACGACAACAGCAUCCCCGCGCCUAAGCCGCCAGCACCCGAGUACGCGGUCCAGCUCAUCCGACGCAUGCGCGAGUGUCUCGGUAAGAUAACCCGGGGCGAGCAUAUUGAUGGGCCUGGUGAGGAGGGUGUGGUUUGGUACUAG
This is a messenger RNA of Hypoxylon trugodes, 471 nucleotides long. RefSeq lists its product as uncharacterized. Bases 1 to 471 code for a protein of 156 amino acids. The record is from RefSeq and is a predicted model, not a curated record. The transcript is spliced from 4 exons. Lineage: Eukaryota; Fungi; Ascomycota; Sordariomycetes; Xylariales; Hypoxylaceae.